This is a messenger RNA of Cajanus cajan (pigeon pea), 1533 nucleotides long. Lineage: Eukaryota; Viridiplantae; Streptophyta; Magnoliopsida; Fabales; Fabaceae. The record is from RefSeq and is a predicted model, not a curated record.
UGCGCAAAGGGCAGAGGCGUAAUUUCCCCCUGAGAGCUCAUAACUCUUUUUUCUUGCAACUUGCUCUCUCUCUCUGAGGGUGAGUAGGUGACACAACAACAACAAGUGGAUGGAGCUCUGUUUGCUUGGGAAGUUGAAAACUUUGAACACAACACAAGAACCGCUUACCACGGAGACAACCCAAUACCACUCCCUCCCCAAUACCGCCACAUAAAUACCACUAAUCCAACACACAUCAUUUGGGGACCCCAACAAGUUAGUACUUCCCAUUUCAUGCCAGUACUAAGCUGCACCCCUUUAGUGGCAUACUUUGAGGUACAAUUACAAAAGCACCGUAUCACCCUUCUCUUCUACUCUACUACAAACAAUUAGGGUUUACAUGCAAAACGCAUCAUCACUGAAAAAAUUAUUAUCUUCAGAUAAGGUUUGGGGUUUCGAUCUGAAUAUUAUCUUCUGAAUCGAAGAUGGCCAAUCGGUGGUGGACUGGGAAUGUGGGAAUGAUAAGAGAACAAGACUUGAUGGAAAACAAUAGCAACAACAACACAACAACCACCCCCACCAAUAGUAGCAACAGCAACAAUAACGCCAACACCAACACCACCGAGGAAGAGGUCAGCAGGGACAACGGAGACGACCAGAACCUCGGAACCCACGAAGCUUCGGAACCGGGGAGCAGCGGUCGGAGGCCACGUGGCAGGCCUCCGGGCUCCAAGAACAAGCCCAAGCCACCGAUCGUCAUAACCAAGGAGAGCCCCAACGCGCUGCGGAGCCACGUCCUGGAAAUCGGCAGCGGCAGCGACGUCGCCGAGACCAUCGCCGCCUUUGCCAACCGCCGCCACCGCGGUGUCUCGGUGCUCAGCGGCAGCGGCAUUGUCACCAACGUCACGCUCCGCCAGCCCGCCGCACCCGCCGGCGUCAUCACGCUGCACGGCAGGUUCGAGAUUCUCUCCCUCUCCGGCGCCUUUCUGCCCUCCCCCUCUCCGCCCGGCGCCACCGGCCUCACCGUGUACCUGGCCGGCGGCCAGGGGCAGGUCGUCGGCGGCGCCGUCGCGGGCUCCCUUUUGGCCUCCGGUCCCGUCAUGGUCAUCGCCGCCACUUUUGCUAAUGCCACUUAUGAGAGGCUGCCGCUAGAGGAGGAACAAGGUGAGGAAGAAAUGCAAGUGCAACAACAACAACAACCACAACAAUCUCAGGGCUUGGGUGAACAGGUUUCAAUGCCUAUGUAUAAUUUGCCUCCUAAUUUGCUACACAAUGGUCAGAAUAUGCCUCAUGAUGUGUUCUGGGGAGCUCCACCUCGUCCUCCUCCUCCUUCUUUCUAAGCCUGUUUAAUCUUACUGACAUGUCAAGUAUGUUAAUUUCUGACGCUUUUUCUUGUAAGGUUAGGAUUUUUUUUUCCUUUUUUUAAUUUGUUCUUCUGAGAGACUCGAGUGGAGUAGAUGUUAUUAUCUUUAAGAUAUUUUGUAGUACUUUGUUUGUUUGUUUGUUGGUUGAUUUUUCUUUUUCAUCUGUCUAAUCAAUAUGCAAUUUUUGGUA